Messenger RNA from Dermatophagoides pteronyssinus (European house dust mite), 1627 nucleotides. RefSeq names its product tRNA (guanine(37)-N(1))-methyltransferase. NCBI's taxonomy places the organism in Eukaryota, Metazoa, Arthropoda, Arachnida, Sarcoptiformes, Pyroglyphidae. Gene Ontology annotation, biological process: mitochondrial tRNA methylation; tRNA N1-guanine methylation. Gene Ontology annotation, cellular component: cytoplasm; mitochondrial matrix. The record is from RefSeq and is a predicted model, not a curated record. Gene Ontology annotation, molecular function: tRNA (guanine(37)-N1)-methyltransferase activity.
GAUCCAUUUUCAUUGAUUUCGUUUUUUUUCCGUUAUCAUUAAAAUUUAAAUGCGAUUUUCUAUUGUUCGUACCAUUUUAUCAUCAUCAUCAUUAUUUCGACAUCGACAAUUUGAUUUUGAUGUAAAACGUUUUCCGCAUCGUUUUUCCAAUGUUCAACAUUUGUUUUCGAUUAGUAAAUUGAGUACAAUGACCAAUAGUAACCCUUUACCAACGGCGACGACAACGAAAAACAAAUUAAUUUGGCCACCCGAUUCAGUACGUGGAAUGCGUGAACUUGAUCGAGAUUUAUUUCGUCGUCCAGUAAAAAUACCAUUCAUUGUAACCGAUAUUGAUAAUCUUACCGAAGUUGUUCAAAAAUUACGACCUUAUUUUUUAAAACUUCAACAAUUUAAACCAAUACAAUCAUAUCAACCACAAUCAGAACCAGAACAACAAUCAUCAAAUCUAAAGCAAAUAUUCUUAAAUCCCGAUCAUUUUACUGAAUUCGAAUCGAUAAUCAAAAAUCUUGAAAAUGAUAAACUUUUAUCUCGUUUAACCGAUGAUGAAGAAUAUCUUGGUCAUAAAGAAUUGGAACUUCGAUAUGAAAAUUUUAAUCACCUUGUAAUAUUUCGUUCAAUAUUUAAUCAUUUAGAAUCGAAUGAUCAGAAUCAAGAUUAUUCUCUUUCUGGUUUCAGUCAAAUUGGUCAUAUUAUUCACUUGAAUCUUCGUGAUCAUAUGCUACCAUAUAAAAAACUUAUCGGCCAGGUUCUUCUGGAUAAAAUCAAUGGAUGUCGAUUAGUUGUAAAUAAAAUCGAUAUAAUCGAUAAUAAAUAUCGUAAUUUUCAAAUGGAAAUAUUAGCUCAAAUCGAUGAUAAUAAUCAAACUACUAUUGUUGAUACUAUUGAAAAUAAUGUCCGAUUUCGUUUUGAUUUCGCCAAUGUUUAUUGGAAUCCACGUUUAGGUAUUGAACGUUCAUUAAUCAUGAAGAAAUUAAAUCCAAAAAUUGAUUUUGUUUAUGAUGUAUUUGCUGGUGUUGGACCAUUUGCUGUGUCGGCAGCUCGUUUACGAAAAUGUCAAUGUUUGGCAAAUGAUCUGAAUCCAGAAUCAUAUCGUUGGUUACAGGAAAAUGUUUGUUUAAAUAAAGUUGAACAUUUGGUUAAAUGUUUUAAUCAAGAUGGACGACAAUUUAUACGUGAAUCAUUGAAAGAAGAUCUUAUUCGACAAAUUGAAUCUUUUGAUGGUUCAGAUUUUAAUCGUCAAUAUCAUGUUAUAAUGAAUUUACCUGCAAUGGCCAUCGAAUUCCUUGAUGAAUUUAAUGGUUUAUUAUCAUCAAUUCGUUUGAAUCAAAAUUAUAAAAUUCCAUUUCUACGUAUACAUUGUUAUUGUUUUCUCAAAAGUAAUACUGUUGAUGAUUGUAAAUCACUUUGGCAAUUGGCAAGCAAAAAUCUUGGUCAUCCAAUCCUCGAAAAUGAUAUUGAAGAAUUACAUGAAGUACGAAAAGUUGCACCAAAUAAAAUUAUGUAUCGACUUAGUUUUCGUAUUGGAAAAAAUAUUCUUUAUGGACAAAAUGAUGAUGAUGAUGAUGAUAAUGGCAACGAACAAUCAAAAAUUGAUUCAAAAUCUUCAUGCCGUAAUGGAAUUGAAUAA